This is a messenger RNA of Penicillium maclennaniae, 1569 nucleotides long. RefSeq lists its product as uncharacterized. NCBI's taxonomy places the organism in Eukaryota, Fungi, Ascomycota, Eurotiomycetes, Eurotiales, Aspergillaceae. The coding region runs from base 1 to 1569 and encodes 522 amino acids. The transcript has a single exon. Gene Ontology annotation, cellular component: membrane. Gene Ontology annotation, molecular function: calcium ion binding. The record is from RefSeq and is a predicted model, not a curated record.
AUGGCCUCUUGCCUCUUCAUCCUUCUGGCUUUCCUGUCUGCCGUGAGCGCAGCAGGUUUGUCCGCCAAUUACCCUAUCAACGCGCAGUUGCCCCCAGUCGCGCGAGUGUCGCAGCCCUUUAGUUUCACCUUCGCCGAUGACACAUUCGCCAACGCCGAUGCGAAAACGAAGUAUUCACUAUCUAAUGCACCAGAAUGGCUGGAAGUUGAAAGUAGCACUCGCACACUUUCUGGUACACCGCACUCGGAUGACGAUGGCUCCAAAGCUUUCAAGCUAGUGGCGUCAAAUGGAUCCGAUGCGGACAGCAUGGAUGUCACCCUCAUCGUGACCUCGGACAGCGGACCAACCAAAGGAAAAUCUCUCAUAGCACAACUGGAAAAAUUAGGGCCAGUGUCAUACCCAGCAACGCUUUUCAUACAUCCCGGUCGCUCAUUUUCGAUUACAUUUGACCCAGAGACCUUCCAGAACACCCACCCAGCCACGAUCUACUACGGAACCUCGCCUAACAAUACGCCCUUGCCAUCAUGGAUCGGCUUUGAUCCAUCUACCUUGACGUUUGCCGGCAACAGUCCAUCUUUCCCCGGGGCUGGCCCUCAAACAUUCACUUUCCAGCUCAUUGCCUCGGACGUGGCCGGGUAUAGCGCUGUCAACGAGACUUUCCAGCUUUCUAUCGGCCCGCACACCCUGGCAUUCAACGAGACUGUCCAGACGUUCAAUCUCACGAGAGGUGAAAAUUUCAGCAGUCCCAAUUUCCGGAACCUGUUAUCAAUGGACAACUCCCCAGUCUCGGGAGUGGAUGUGAAGAGCAUCGAUGCCAAUUUGCCAGAUUGGUUGACAAUGGACAAGGAUAACAUCUCCCUAAGUGGCACGCCGCCAAAAAAUGCAGUCAAUCAAAACAUCACUAUUGUUGUUACCGAUACCUUCGAGGAUCAAGCGAGAAUGAUGGUACGCUUAGAGUUCAUGGAGUUCUUCCUCGAGACCGUGGAGGGUUGUGAAGCGACCAUUGGAGAAGACUUCAUGUUUGUGUUCAACCAGUCCAUCCUCACCGACAACUCCAUUCAACUGGAUGUGGAGUUGGGCAGCGACUUAUCGUCAUGGCUUGUCUACUACUCCGAGAACAAAACGCUCUACGGACAUGUUCCUGCGGAUAUGAAACCCCAGAAGUUCACUAUUCCGUUGAAAGCAUCUCAAGGAUCUACUACCGACUCGCAGGAUUUUGAAUUUGAUGUUCUCGAGCCAGCCGAAACCCACAAUGGGAAUCAUGACCCAUUCUCUGAUCCGUCCAACCCUUCGCACAAGAAAGCUGGUAUCAUCGCGAUCUCUGUUGUUCUCCCAGUCGUAGUCAUUUUGAGCGCUAUCAUUCUCUUCUGUUGCUGGCGCCAGAGGAAAAAGACUGCUACGGUGGAGGAAGGAGAAUUCAAGGCGAAACCAUCGCCACCUCCCCGACCAGCCAGACCCGACAUGCCAAAGAAUUGUCCACCUGGUGUCACUGAAAGACCCUCUCAAGACGAUCCUUCGGAUGACUUGAUGAAUCCUAUCUCUCCCUCAUCCGACCCCCCCCAAACUUGA